AUGUACGACAAAGAUGUGCUCCCUUGCAUCGUUUCAACGGUUUUCUUUUUUUCUUUUGGCCCCGUGAAAUCAUACUUUGAUCAGAAAUUCCCAAGUUCUUGUUCAAGUGACGAAUAUAUGCAAGAAUUAGGAUUGGAAAGAUGUUUGAGUACAAUGAUACUUGGUGUUGGAGCAAGGAUUGGAAGUAAAUAUCUUGUUGUGAGGCGAUGUAGUACUGAUGAUGGUUUGAUUAUAGUUGCCAUGAAGGGCGCAUUCUGGCAAACUAUCGGGGCCCUGGACAUUGUGACUGAUAGUGGCAUUAUCUUCAUGCCAAUUUUUCUCGUUUGGGGAUUACAGAUGCAAUUAAGGCGUAAGGCUCUCGUUUUCAUGGCAUUUGGGACUAGAAUGUUCAUUCUACCCAUAUCCAUAAUGCGACUUGUCGUCGUUUCCUCUUCGGGAUCUCCCACGCUUCCAAACCAAACACUCGUCUCAUAUCGAAAUUACGUCUGGACAUCUGUCCAACUCAACUCAGCAAUUUUCUUCGGAUGCUUAUCAUUUCUCAAACCAUUCAUGGAAUCCAUGUCGUCUGGUGGUCUCGCAGCGUCGGUAAACCCUAUGGAUUCAUCCUAUGGCAACAAUCACUCUCAGUCCAACUCAAAAUUAAGUACCUUUCUCUCCUCUCGCUCGGGUUGGAAACCCUCUAAAAAGAAUCCGCCUCGCAUACCACAAGAUCUUCGCACCAUAUCAACUUUUCAAGAUUACGACGAAGAUGAUGAAAUAUCCACUCCUACAAUCUCAUCUCCAAUUUCCAAUUUCAAGAACUCGUCACCUGUGUUUAAUUUUCGUUUUAACAAUAUAAACACGAAUGCAAAACUCAGUCAUGAAGGGGAGGAACUUUGUACAUUAAGGCCUGAUGGAGCUAUGAAUAUUGCGCAUAUUCGACGUUCGACACCAGUGGAUAAUGCGGAUAGGAGUACGGUCGGUAGUGAUAAGAUGAUCAUUAGACGUACCACUGAAUGGGAUGUUAGAGAAGAUUUCGAAAAUUCCGAGGGAAGAAAUACUCGUUCUGGAGAUGGAGAUGAUUAUGAGAUUCAUAAGGCUAGUAUGGAGGGAAGAGAUGGUGGGGGUUGGGGUGAGAGGGAUACACAUUAUGUUGGGUAG
Molecule: messenger RNA, 1140 nt
Organism: Sclerotinia sclerotiorum 1980 UF-70
Lineage: Eukaryota; Fungi; Ascomycota; Leotiomycetes; Helotiales; Sclerotiniaceae
Exons: 4
Coding region: 1-1140 (379 amino acids)
Source: RefSeq, a predicted model, not a curated record